Molecule: messenger RNA, 489 nt
Organism: Cavenderia fasciculata
Lineage: Eukaryota; Evosea; Eumycetozoa; Acytosteliales; Cavenderiaceae
Exons: 2
Coding region: 1-489 (162 amino acids)
Source: RefSeq, a predicted model, not a curated record
AUGUUUAAAUUAUUAAUAGUUUUAAUAUUAUCAAUUACUACUCUUGUAAUUGGUCGAUCAUAUUUAAUUGAUGGACCAACACCAGGACAAUAUUUAUGGAGAACUUAUUAUGAUUCUUGUAACUUUUAUACCAAUAUUACAUUGUCUAUACAAGGAAAUAAGUUUUUUACCUAUAAUACUGCCAAUCCAAAGUUAAAGUAUAUUGUAAAUGCUACCGUUAAUAGUGAUGGUGUUACUUUCCAAGGUUUUGGAACAGUUUAUAGUACAUCACCACCAUAUGGUCCAAUUUCUGUAACUACUGUAAAGGGAGAAGUAACUAAUCCAUUCACAAUCACUGCCGUCUACGCCAGUAACGAAUAUCAUAAUCAAACUAUUGAAAUUUAUAGUCUUUUUGGAUGUCCAUUAAUUUUAGAUACCAUUAAUGAUGAUGAUGAUGAUUAUGAAUCAAAUGAACCAGUAGAUAAUGUUGGUCGUCCAUUAUUGUAUUAA